Phyllopteryx taeniolatus (common seadragon) is the source of this 4088-nucleotide messenger RNA. It is a transcript of the gene smo, whose product is annotated as smoothened, frizzled class receptor. The record is from RefSeq and is a predicted model, not a curated record. NCBI's taxonomy places the organism in Eukaryota, Metazoa, Chordata, Actinopteri, Syngnathiformes, Syngnathidae. The transcript has 12 exons. Gene Ontology annotation, molecular function: transmembrane signaling receptor activity; patched binding. Bases 538 to 2967 code for a protein of 809 amino acids. Gene Ontology annotation, cellular component: dendrite; plasma membrane; cilium. Gene Ontology annotation, biological process: positive regulation of smoothened signaling pathway; central nervous system development; smoothened signaling pathway.
UAGAUGCAUUUGUAUUUUUACUGCAGCUUAAAAAAGGAGGGGAUGAGAAUGAGGUGGAGCGGGGGUCAUCGUGGAGGAUAAGAAGUGGGUGGCGCAUGCGCAUAACACUCGGAGCUCCAGUUACACUUUUUCAUGGCAAGAUUUUUGGGAUGUGGGGGGAGGGCGAAUCCGCAACUUUCUCAACAUUUCCCCCCUGAAUAAAACACCAACUACUAACUUUUUGUUUCCUCACAUUGUCGAUUUAAAUCAUUUUGAACACUUUUUGGCAUUUUUUCUCCCCCUAACGAUGGAAUUCGGAGACGAACCAAAGGGAAACGACUACGGAGGAUUUCGGGGAGGAAAAACUUUGGAUCGUCCUUAAACGUGUGUUCAUCUUUUCGGAUCUUCACUGCAAACAAACAAAGAAAACAUGCCUUUCGGGCCUCGACAACAAUCUCACCAGUAAAGCAGCCGGAUUCAGCUUUAUCGUCAUUUUUGCACGAUUUUGUCCCCCACCCGCCGCCCCCUCUCCGUGUACCCCCUCCUCUCGAUCCCAAGAUGUCCUCCCAAGUUUGGAGCGCCUUUGUUGACUUGUACGGGAUGCUGUGCGUGCUGGCCUGCUGCAGUAGCGGCGCCGCGCUGCUGUCCCCCAACGCGACCAUCUUUGAGGACAAAUGCAAGACGACGACGACGUGCGAGGCGCUCAAGUACAACACAUGCCUGGGCUCACCUCUGCCGUACACGCACACGUCCCUGGUGCUGGCAGAAGACUCCAGCUCUCAGGAGGAGGCUUUUGAGAAGCUGACCAUGUGGUCUGGUUUGCGAAACGCUCCUCGCUGUUGGUCCGUCAUCCAGCCGCUGCUCUGCGCCGUCUACAUGCCCAAGUGUGACAACGGCCGAGUGGAGUUGCCCAGUCAGAGUUUGUGUCUGGCCACGCGUCGUCCUUGCAGCAUCGUGGACCAGGAGCGCGGCUGGCCCAACUUCCUCAAAUGCGAGAAAUUCCCAGUAGGCUGCUCGAACGAGGUCCAAAAGCUGAAGUUCAACACGUCGGGCCAGUGCGAGGCGCCGCUGGUGAAGACGGACAUCCAGUCAAGCUGGUACAAGGACGUGGAAGGCUGCGGCAUCCAGUGCGACAACCCGCUGUUCACCGAAGAGGAGCACGACGACAUGCACGCCUACAUCGCCUACUUUGGCACCAUCACCCUCCUCUGCACAUUCUUCACCCUGGCCACGUUUCUGGCCGACUGGAAGAACUCCAACCGCUACCCCGCCGUCAUUCUCUUCUACAUCAACACCUGCUUCUUCGUGGGCAGCAUCGGUUGGCUGGCACAGUUUUUGGACGGCGCACGUGACGAGAUCGUGUGCAAGAGCGACAACACCAUGAGACUCGGGGAGCCCUCUUCGUCCGAGACCUUGUCAUGCGUGACCAUCUUCAUCAUCGUGUACUACUCGCUCAUGUCGGGAGUGAUUUGGUUCGUGAUGCUGACCUACGCCUGGCACACCUCCUUCAAGGCGCUUGGCACCACCCAGCAGCCGCUCACCGGGCGCACCUCCUACUUCCACAUGGUCACCUGGUCCAUCCCCUUCGUCCUCACCGUCGCCAUCUUGGCCAUUGCUGAGGUGGAUGGCGACUCGGUGAGCGGGAUCUGCUUUGUAGGCUACAAAAACUACAGAUACCGUGCCGGCUUCGUGCUGGCGCCCAUCGGAGUGGUGCUCGUGGUCGGCGGCUACUUUCUCAUUCGAGGUGUCAUGACGUUGUUCUCCAUCAAAAGUAACCACCCGGGACUGCUGAGCGAGAAAGCGGCCAGCAAAAUCAAUGAGACGAUGCUGAGACUUGGUAUAUUUGGGUUCUUAGCUUUCGGCUUCGUCUUCAUCACCUUUGGCUGCCACUUCUACGACUUCUUCAACCAGGCAGAAUGGGAGAGGAGCUUCAGGGAAUACGUGCUGUGCGAAGCCAACGUCACCAUCGCCUCCCAGACCAACAAGCCCAUCCCAGAGUGCACCAUUAAGAACCGACCCAGUCUGAUGGUGGAGAAAAUCAACCUCUUCUCCAUGUUUGGGACUGGCAUCGCCAUGAGCACAUGGGUGUGGACCAAAGCGACGAUCCUCAUCUGGAAGCGUACCUGGUGCAAGAUCAUUGGGCGCAGCGACAACGAACCCAAGAGGAUCAAGAAGAGCAAGAUGAUCGCCAAGGCCUUCGCCAUGCGGAAGGAGCUGCACAACGACCCGGAGAAGGAGCUGUCGUUCAGCAUGCACACCAUGUCACAUGACUGUCCUGUUGCCGGGAUCAACUUCGACAUCAACGAGCCGUCCAAUGACAUGUCGUCGGCUUGGGCACAGCAUGUGACCAAGAUGGUGGCCCGGAGAGGCGCCAUCUUGCCUCAGGACAUCUCGGUCACUCCCACGGGGACGCCGGUUCCUCCCCCCGAGGAGAGGAACAGGCUGUGGAUGGUGGAGGCUGAAAUCUCCCCAGAGAUGAUAAAGAGGAAGAAGAAGAAAAAGAAGAGGAGGAAGGAGACGCGUGCAGCAGCGGAGGAGGCGGCGAUAGCGGCGGUGGACCACCAGGCUUAUCCCCGGAGGGAAUUUGGCCGCAGCUCGGUCCCCCGUCUCCCCAAGCUGCCCUGUCACCCCAGCCUGGUGGCCAACCUGCGGGAGCAGCAGCGGCAACAGCAGAUGCUGGAGGACGACAUCCUUCCGGGAUCCUAUCCGGACUUUCCGCCUUCGCCCGUCGACGAGCGGGGCCGCCUCCCGCCCUAUCAGAGCGUUCGGGGCAAUUACGGCCGCGGCAAGUUCUCGGACCGCCCGGAGGACCUGGGCCUGGGCCCCCGCUGCCCGCCCAGUACCUCCUUCUGCCUCCAGGAGGGGCUGUCAGAGAGGAUGGCGCACGUGGCGAGGGUGCCCGCAGGCCGGGGGGUCGGCUACGGCCCCAUCCACUCGCGGACUAACCUGAUGGAGGCGGAGCUUAUGGACGCUGAAUCAGACUUCUAAAUUGCACUGACAGUAAGCUAAAGAAAAAGUGCUGGAUACUUUCAAAACUCCUUAGUGCACCUAUGUUUAUUUUUUACAUUGAACAAAGCUUUUUUGUAUUUUUAAGGAAAGGGAUAAAGAGGAAAUACAUAUUUUUGUAAAGCCAAGUCCAAUACAACUUCAUUGGCAACUUUAUGACGGAACACAAAUGAGGCAGCUAAAAAAUGGCUUGAAAGAAUAUACUAUUGAUUAUUCUGAAGAAGAAAAAUAAAGAACAGCAUCAUCAUUUCUUGUGACAUGGCAGGUUACCAUUAAAGUAGGCUAAACUAUUUUUGAAUAAUUACUGUCUUCUGUACUCUUUAAACCUCUCCACGCCCACUUUUUAGCCAAAAAAAACACUCCAAAUGUUUAUGUAGUAACUUUAAUCAAUGGUGCUUUUUACGAUACAUUUAAUAAUGGAAGGAAAAAAUACACUAUUGUCUUGUAAAGUAUCAAACUACAUUGUUGUAGUAUUCUUUUAAUUAGCGAAAUAAUAAUUAAAAAAAUGAUGCAUAUAGCAAUGUUUCACUUUCUGUUAAUUAUUUAAAUAUCUACACAAAACCCAUGUACUGCAUUCCCUAUUUCACAAUGUCUCACUUGUGACCAUGUAUAUACUAGCUGUGCAUAAAUGUCACACAAUGGGUAUUAUUUGUAAACAUUUAUAUAUAAAACUGUUUGAUUUAAAAAGAAAAAAAGGGAUGAGUAAAGGCAAUUCUGUCACUAUACGCUGUAACCAAAAUGUUGUUUCUAUUCAUGUCACUGUGGGCAAAUAAUGCUGACCUUAUAGUUCACCUUUUUUGACACAAUUGUAUGACAUUAUUAGCUAUUCUUGUGAGAAGUUUACAGAAGUAUUUAUAUUCGUAGCUGCAUUAAAUUAAAUGCCCCAUAAACGAUCAAAUAAAAUGACAAAUCAUAUUAAUGGUAAUUGUUUUCUGGCCCUUUAAAAGCACCACAUUCUGUUUUUGUGCGCUUUGAAAAGAUUUAAAAGCUGUUGUUUUUGUCUAUUUGUCCAUGUUGCCUCACGACUGUAAAAAAAAAAAAAAUCACUUUUAUGAUGCUGUACCUGUUUUUACAUGUGAAUAAAUGUAAUCAUUCACUUUUCA